Molecule: messenger RNA, 3225 nt
Organism: Erigeron canadensis
Lineage: Eukaryota; Viridiplantae; Streptophyta; Magnoliopsida; Asterales; Asteraceae
Product: receptor-like protein EIX2
Exons: 1
Coding region: 1-3225 (1074 amino acids)
Molecular function (GO): protein binding
Source: RefSeq, a predicted model, not a curated record
AUGAAAUCUUUCAUGCUUCCUUUUUAUCCUUCUCCUUUUUGUAUCUUUUGGUUCGUGACUACUGUUUUAUUACUAUGUUGUCGUCGUUAUCUAUGUGAGGCACACACGAGUCAAGUUCUAUGCAUCGAGACCGAGAGGGCGGCCCUUCUGCAGAUCAAAAAUGAUUUGAUAGAUGGUGCUAACCGGCUCUCGUCUUGGAAUUAUGACUACGACAAGGAAUGUUGCAAAUGGUCUGGUGUAGUUUGCAAUAACAUUUCAGGUCAUGUCCAAGAGCUUCACCUAGGUGGACCCGAUGACGGGCUUCAUGGUCAUUGUCAUGGUCCUUAUGAUACGGAUGCUGAACUCGAAGAAGCUUCAAAACACAUGUUGGGAGGGAACAUAAGCCCUUACUUGUUGUCGUUGAAGCGUCUUUAUUACUUGGAUUUGAGUUGUAAUGACUUUGGAGGGAUUCCGAUUCCAAGUUUCAUAACUUCAAUGCGGAAUUUAAGAUAUCUGAAUCUUUCAACGUCUCAGUUUGAUGGACGGAUCCCUCACAAUCUAGGGAAUCUGACCAUGUUGCGUGUUCUUGAUCUCCGGUAUGGGCUUUGGGGAAGCAAUUAUCCUGUCAAGAAUCUUCACUGGUUGUCUAGUCUUCAAACGUUGCGGCAUGUCGAUUUAAGUGGCUAUAAUCUCAGCAGCGUACCUAACUGGCUACAGGUAAUGAAUAGCCUCCCUUCUUUGUUAGAAUUACGCUUAUCUUCUUGCUUACUACCGAAUAUCCCUCGCCAUUUGAGUAACGUUAAUUUCACAUCACUGUCUGUUCUUGAUCUUUCAUACAACACGUUUGAUACUAGCUUUAUGCCCGGUUGGAUCUUCAAUCUAACCAGUCUCACUUCCCUUGAUCUCACCAACUGUAACUUUCAUAAUCUAGUCCCUGGUUUCGAAGCUGGUUUUCAUAAAUUAACAUCCCUAACAUCUCUUCAUGUUUCAAGUAAUGAUGUCAUGAAUCACACGUCAAUUCUGAAAGGCGUAUCUAGCCUUAGAAAUCUUGUGUCGUUAGACAUCAGUACUUGCAGUCUUACGAGACCAAUCCUUCGUGACCUUCACAACAUGAGUUCCCUUGUUAGCCUUGACUUGUCGAACAAUAAGAUCAACGAGUCACUACCUACUUCAUUGGUUAAUCUUUGCAACUUGAGGUCCGUUGCUCUUCAAACUAACCAUUUGUAUGGAAAUGUAACCGACCUUCUUCAAAACUUCUGUGAAUGUGAGUCGCCUAAGUUGGAGUCUUUAGGAUUUUGGGGUAAUUAUCUUGUUGGAUCGUUACCUGAAAACGUUGGACAUCUAAAGAAUCUGAUCACCUUUGAUCUUGGGUGGAACUUUAUAUCCGGUCAAAUUCCUGAUUCCAUAGGAACUUUGCCAAAUCUGAAGACGUUAAUACUCAAUGCUAAUUCAAUCACCGGUCCAAUUCCAAAUUCCGUAGGAAGACUCUCGUCGUUGGUGUGGUUAGAUCUCUCAAACAACCUACUUACGACAAGUCUUCCUGACAGUUUUGGGAACCUUCAAAAGUUGACAUUUUGCAGUGUGUACAAUAAUCUGUUGAAUGGCUCAAUCACCGAACAUCACUUCACAAAUCUUACGGCACUACAAACUUUAAGGGCCGAUAACAACAAGCUAACACUGGAUCCAAGUGUUGAAAACUGGGUCCCACCUUUCCAGCUCGAGGUGUUGAGAAUUGGCUCAUGGAAUUUAGGCCCUCGUUUUCCUUCAUGGCUUAAGUUCCAGAAAAACUUGACUCAGUUGGAUAUCACAAAUGCCAACAUUUCAGACGUCAUUCCAGAUUGGUUUUGGAGUACAUUCUCAGGCCUAGAAUUCUUGAACAUCUCCCACAAUCGAAUCCAAGGAAAGUUAACACAAGAUCUUGGUUUCCUCGCUUCGAAUGCAGUACUAGAUUUAAGUGACAAUGGUUUUGAGGGCCCAUUACCGAGCUCUUUCAACAGACCUGACAUACAUUUCCUUGACCUUUCGAUCAAUAAUCUUUCCGGGUCUCUAGAGAAAUUCUUGUGUCCUAAAAUCCAUGAACCGAGACAGUUACAAGUUCUUAACCUUGCAAACAAUAACCUCUCGGGCAUUAUUCCAGAUUGCUGGGCGAAUUGGGAUUCUCUCGAAGACUUAAACUUUGAGAACAACAGACUAUCGGGUGGAAUCCCAGACUCUGUGGGCAAAGUAUCGUGUCUUAGAUCAUUGAAUAUGCGCAAGAAUCAUCUUAAUGGAAACCUUCCUCUUUCGGUACUGACUUCACAGAGCUUGUUGAUCAUUGAUCUGGCCGACAACAAACUCACUGGAGUCACCCUGACCCAAAAGAAGAGGAAAUCUACAAAAUUGAAACUUCUUAGUCUUCGUUCAAACAAGCUUGCUGGAAAGUUCCCGAAUGAAGUAUGUCGUCUCACUUCAAUUCUAAUAUUAGACCUUGCUGACAACAAUCUUUCUGGGAACAUACCGACGUGUUUCCACAACUUCAGCGUAAUGUCAGGAAAAGAAAGCUCAAGCCGGAUCAUUCUAUACGACGAAUUUGACCAAAAUCAAGUUUUGGGCAGUGCAUCAGUGGUGAUAAAAGGAAGAGAAAGUUCAUAUAGCACAAUCCUUCAUUUGGUGACAACAUUAGAUCUUUCAGGUAACUGUUUUUCAGGGCACAUUCCUAGUGAUCUAAUGAAUCUUGAGGAAUUACGUUAUUUGAAUCUAUCAGGAAAUAAACUAUCCGGAAAAAUUCCUGACAAUAUUGGUCAUAUGAGAUUGCUUGAAUCUCUAGAUUUGUCCUCAAACCUACUUGAAGGAGAAAUUCCAUGGAGCAUAUCAAAUUUGACUUUUCUGAAUUGGUUUGAUGUAUCUGAUAACGGUUUAACUGGGAGAAUCCCUUCAAGUACUCAGAUUCAGAGCUUUAACGAGUCUAGCUUCACCGGGAACAAACUUUGUGGAGCUCCUCUUCCGGUUGAUUGUGGAUUAGCAACUGUUGUUGAUACGCCGAAAAGCACACAACAUCGUGAUGAAUCAAAUGAAGUUGAUUGGGUGUUAAUUUUUUCGUUGGUGGUUGGAUUUUUCAUCGGUUUCUGGGUCGUGGUUGGACCUUUGGCGAUUAGCAACGUAUGGAGAAUCAUGUAUUUUGGGUGUCUGUAUAAGUUAUGGUACAAGAUUUGUGUCAACCUACAACAAAUGUUGGUAAUGUCGCGUCAUGUUUCCAUCCGUCGAUAA